AUGUCCUCAAUCAACUCUGCAUCACUUAUUAUAUUCAUCUACUGUAUUCUAUUUCAAUUGUCUUUUAUUGAUUGUCGUCCUCACAACCAGAGACUACUUGUUCAAGGCCACCAAUGGACAGUACCAGAUGAGCCUGGUUGGGAAGAUGUUUUAAAAGAAGCUGAACCUGUUCGUUCUAAAUUCUUGAGUAAUUGCGCAUCAAGUCGGGAAUGUCGAUUGGCUGUUGAUUUAUUACGAAAAAUAUUUUUAAAGCACAAAGUCUCUGCAAAAUAUUACGCCGAGUCAAAUCGCAAUGAAGCUGGACCUAGUGAGAUGGAUUCGAUCUUUAAAUGGGGCUAA
This is a messenger RNA of Rotaria socialis, 339 nucleotides long. The record is from the annotation of a GenBank genome assembly. Lineage: Eukaryota; Metazoa; Rotifera; Eurotatoria; Philodinida; Philodinidae.